CGCCCAGCUGAGAUGUUAGGAGGAGGCUCGGCGGGCACGUCUACCGGCUCGGGUGAGGGUCGAGAUCUGACGGACGUAGAAAAGCAGCGGCAGGAACGCGUGUACAUCACGCGCAAGUAUAGGCAAUGGCACAUGAAGGUCGUGGAGGUACAGAACACACAGACAGACCCAGCCAUCCAUCCAUCCAUCCAUCCAUGUGUCAGCACGACAAGAAGCAGCACUUCAUGAUCCGUGGGUUCGACGCCUACGCCAACGCAUUGGUUGCCGGGUGGACGACGCAGGACGGGACGGUGGCCUCGCUGCGGUUCGGUGCGGUGAGGGCGGGGUUUUGGGAUCUGCUGGUCAACUGGCACAACACCAGCUCACUCAAGAUUGACGAGAAGGUCAUGUCCACUGCAAUGAACAUGUACGUGGCGGGCGAAUGGGGCGAGGCAGGGAGGGAAGAAGGGGAGCCUCAGGGGAGAAAAGGAGGAAAGGGUCCGUGUCUGUGCCGUCACUGGUUGGUCUGCUGUGUCCAUCUCAUUCAUCUGUGUGCAGGUUGGAUCGGUACGCGAACAAGCGGUAUCUGAGCGGCCUGCGGUCUCCCACCGACUACACCGCACUCAUCAUCAAGAAAUACUACACGGUGAGGCCGUGAACGAACACGUGCACACACGUACACACACUCCUGAUGAUGACAUGCAUGUGAUUUGCAUGCUCUCCUCAAGGCGGGUUUGGUGUGCAUCCAUCUGGCGUACAUGAAUGACCACAUCGAGCACGAGUACGGCGUCCCGGCGCAGCGGUUCUCUCAGAAGUUCUUCACGCGCCAGCUGCGUCUGAUGCCCUCUCCCAGCCACUGGGCCACCCACGAGGAGCUGCAGAUGACCCAGAUAGAGGUGCUGCACCACCUCAACUACAUCGUCUACUACCCAUCGCCAUUCGAGGCAAGAAAACGGGGAGAGAGACAGAGGGAUGGCGUGUGGAUGUUUCUGAGUGUGUGGGCGAGGGAUGCAUGUGUGUGUGUGUGCAUGAGUGCAGACGGUAGAGCGUUACCUGACUGCGACGGGCCUCAAGGUGUCGGAGGAGCUCAAGGCCUAUCUGCACGAGAAGGCGCAAUUCCUCCUGGUCAGUGACAUGGAAGGAGGGAACCAAUGACAUGGAUGUGUGUGUCCUCUCCUGCCACUGUUGGUCAGUACCUGGCGUUUGGUUCAAUCCGCUGCACGUGUCAGUCGACGGCCCAGCUGGCGUCCAUGGCCCUGCACUGCGCCAUCCGCAUCGCCAAAAAUGACCCCAACAUCGCCACACCACGCGACCUAAAACUGUGGGUAAUGAGGGGACGGGCAUUGACGGACAUGGACGGGUGGAUGGAUGCGUCUGUGUGUGUGUGUGUGUGUGUGUCAGCCCCUCGAGUUGGCGGAUGAGAGCAUGUUGACACACAGCCAUGUGCUGUGGGAGACCGGCAAGAAAGUCAUGGCCAACCUGCAAGUAGACCAGGUGCGCCCUGCCGCCAGCCCAGCCCACCACACACAACCAUGGGACAGAGACAUCAGCGUGGUGCGUCCGUCCCUGUCUGCGGUGCAGGUCAAGUUGGAUGCGACGCUGCAGCGGUUCCGCUACACGCUGGAGACGGUGCGGCAUGUGGAGGCGCUGCUGACACAGCCGCUCACACGGCGGGCGGGCUGACAGACAGACACAGGGAUGGUGUAGAGAUGCUUACGGGAUGGAUGGUGUAGAGGGUCGGCAGGCGACCACAGCGAGGAAGGGAGGGACAAACAGACCGAUUGAUCGAUGGCGGACAAUACAUUCAAUGGCGUGAGAAUGACCGACAGACUGUGAGCGUGAGCUCCUCGGAUGUGCUUGCUGCAUGCCAUGUGUUUGUGCAGUCACUGCAGUGUACAUGGAAGGUGCGUGCGUGGUGCGUAUAUGUCCAUCCAGCCGUGUCUUGAGUGAGUGAGUGAGUGAGUGAGCAGGUUGACGCGAUACAUGAAUUAAUGAUUGAUGCACUCA
Vitrella brassicaformis is the source of this 1986-nucleotide messenger RNA. Lineage: Eukaryota; Vitrellaceae. The record is from the annotation of a GenBank genome assembly.